AUGUCGACUUUCUACUACGGACAGCACCAGCAGCAUCAGCAAGCCCCUCACCACGGCGCCACCGCUCACAUGACAACGUCAAAUAACCAUCACGGUGGCCGCUCCCGGAGGGGUCCCAAGAUGGCUGCUCAGAAUGCUCAGCGCCAGUUCCGGGGUGUCAAGAGCAUGAGGGAGUUGGCUGAGGCCCCUUCGGUCACUGCUUUCCGGGCCAGAUUUGAAGCUGGGCGCUCUUUUGACCUGGACGACGACCUGGAGUUCUGUCCAGGCCUUCUGACAGAGGACGAUCUGCACUCGAUUCACUCCGCUUCCUCAGAUCGAUCGUCUCUCUCUAGCGGCUCGCCCGACAUCUCUCCAGUUCAACAUCAGAUCCAGCCCGUUCAGCAGGUUACGCCGUCGAUUUCCUUGUCUCCCGCUUCGUCCAAUACGUAUCUUCACUCCGGUAAUUAUAAUCAAGUGAAUUUCCAGCAGCCUUCCGCUGUCCGCGCCCGCAAGGUCAUCCCCAUCAUCAACCCCACCACUGGGAUGAGCAUGACCAGCCCGCCGACAUCCAUCUCUCCGGCCUCGAUGCAGAACGCUCAGCGACGAUGGUGA
Aspergillus calidoustus is the source of this 591-nucleotide messenger RNA. Lineage: Eukaryota; Fungi; Ascomycota; Eurotiomycetes; Eurotiales; Aspergillaceae. The record is from the annotation of a GenBank genome assembly.